Molecule: messenger RNA, 621 nt
Organism: Equus quagga
Lineage: Eukaryota; Metazoa; Chordata; Mammalia; Perissodactyla; Equidae
Gene: UCMA
Product: upper zone of growth plate and cartilage matrix associated
Exons: 5
Coding region: 1-417 (138 amino acids)
Biological process (GO): embryonic skeletal system development; regulation of osteoblast differentiation
Cellular component (GO): extracellular matrix
Source: RefSeq, a predicted model, not a curated record
AUGGCCUGUAGACAGCUGCUCCUCAUCUCCUGUCUCUUAGCUGUUGUGCUCCUGUCCAUGCUGCAGCAGGGGACUGGUGUGUCAGUGGGCACCAGGCAGGUGGAAGGACAAGAGGCCCAGGAAGGUGUGGAACAGAGAAUUUUCAUGCAGGAAUCAGAUGCCUCAAAUUUCCUCAAGAGGCGCAGCCAGCGGUCCCCCAAAUCCCGAGAUGAGGUCAAUGCGGAGAAGAGGCAGAAGCUGCGGGCUGACGAGCUGCGGAGAGAGUAUCACGAGGAACAAAGGAACGAGUUUGAGAACUUCGUGGAGGAGCAAAAUGAUGAACAGGAAGAGCGAAGGAGGGAGGCUAUUGAGCAGUGGCGCCAGUGGCAUUAUGACGGCCUUUACCCGUCAUAUCUCUAUAACCGCCACCACAUCUGACCUCGGCUUGACAGACCCGGAAGAUGGAGCUUGAAACACACAUACCCAGCCCAGGUGUUCGAGCAACUCUCUCCCCAUAGCAGACACCCUCACAGGGUCUCAACUUGGGGCCUGCUCUGUACACACACAUGCCUCUCAUUCUGAUGGAUGCAAAUGCCCUGGCUUUCGCUUCUUUGCAGAUGAUUUUCUGACAUGAACAAAUAC